This is a messenger RNA of Knipowitschia caucasica, 687 nucleotides long. Lineage: Eukaryota; Metazoa; Chordata; Actinopteri; Gobiiformes; Gobiidae. The record is from the annotation of a GenBank genome assembly.
AUGUGGGUGUGGUUGUGUUUUGUGAUGGAUGGGGGUGGGUUUUUGGUUUGUGGGUGGUGGUUUUUGUUGGUUGUGGGUGGGGGUUUGGAGUUUUGUUUGGUUUUGGGGGGUGUUGGGUGUGGGGUGGGGGGUGGGUGUUGGGGUGUUUUGGGGGUGGGGGUUGUGGGUGGUGGGGGUGUUGGUGGGGUGUGGUUGUUUAUAUUAGUGAUUGGGAUGUUUUUUUUGAUAUGGUUGGGGGUAGUUGGGGUGAUGUUGAAUGGAGUGGGAUGUGUUUUGUGUUGGGUGUUGUGUUGUUUGGGUUGUUGUGUUUGUGUGGUUGGGGGUGGUUGUGGGUGGGGGGAGGGGGUUGGGGGUGUUUGUGGGUUGGGGGGGUGGGUGGUGGGGGGGGGGGGUGGGGGGGGGGGGGGUUUGUGUUUGGGGGGGGGGGGUGUGGGGGGGGGGGGGGUUGUUGGUUGGGGGGGGUGGGGGUUUGUUUUGGGGGUGGGGGGUUGUGGGUUUGUGGUUGGUAGUGGUUGGGUGAGAUUUUGUUUUGAGGUUUGGGGUUUGGUGUUUGUGUUUUGGUGGUGGGUUGUGGGGUGUGUUGGGUGUGGUGGGUUUGGUUGGGGGGGGGGGGGGGGUUGGGGUUGUUGGUGUUUGUUGGGUUGGUGUUUGUUGGGGUUGGGUUUUUUGGGUUGGAUGUUUUGUUGA